AUGACAUGCGGUUUUGAGGGAACCGCGCAGAUACUCAUCUUGGUUCUCGGGUACCGUAAGGACGGCCAAGUGAGCGAAGGGGGGGUUGUGCCAGAAAAUGCUGUAAAAGGCAAGAUCCUGCUAGAACAGGCCGUUCUGCUGCAUCUAGUGCCUGCAGCCCCGGAGCCCCAUCUGGAACUCUGCAGGCCCGACUCGCCCGCACCGUCAGAAUUAACUCGUUUAAUUCUUGCAACGCACUUCGAGGUACAUGAGAGAAUUGCUGUCAACUCGGGAAACAGGCUCGUGACAUUGGCCCCAGUAGCCCACGGGCUUGGAGGAAACUCAGGCGCCCCUCGCCUCUCCCUCCCACAGGCCUUCAUGCCCCGCGGGCUGGCAGACAAAGCAGGACCCGAGGAAUGUGAUGCCGUGGCUCUUCUAAACCUCAUCAACUCCUGCGAUCACUUCAUGGUUGAUCGAAAGAAAGUCACCGAGGUGAUUAAGUGUCGUAACGAUAUCAUGCACUCUUCAGAGAUGAAGGUAUCUUCUAUGUGGCUUCGAGAUUUCCAGAUGAAGAUCCAAAAUUUUCUGAAUGAAUUCCAUAAUGUCCCAGAGAUUGUGGAGGCGUACUCCAGAAUAGAAGAGCUGUUGACAUCUGACUGGGCUGUCCUCAUCCCCGAGGAAGAUCAUCGAGAUGGGUGUGAAUGUGAAGCAGGCAUUUACCUGAGUGAGAGCCAAGUCCAUGAAAUCGAAACGGAAUUUCUAAAGGAGAAACUUCAAGAGAUUUAUCUUCAAGCAAAAGAGCAAGAGGUGCUGCCAGAAGAGAUCUUCAAUCGCCUGGAAGCGGUAAGAGAAUUUCUAAGCAGCAAUGAGGAUCUAAGGAGCAGUCUUUCAGAGGAUCUGCAGAAGCUGGCCAGCCUGUGUCCACAGCAUCAAACACUGGAUUCCAAGGAGCCUGGGGUACAGGCAGCCGCAGGGGAGGUCUGAGGUUGCCCUUGGGCCAAACCAGACCUGUUCUUUGAAAGUCAGCACGCCUUUGCCCUCAGCCGCCCUUUUCUGUGCAAAAGGGGAGAGUCCCAGAGCACUCUGCCUGCCCAGAGGGAUGCUGUGUCCCUGAACUUCCCUUUCUCCUGUGGGGUAUCGCUUUAUACUCCUAAGUGUGGUGUUGUUAGAUACUCUUCUGCCCAAACUGUUACCCAGGGGUCUUCGGUGUUUUUGCUUUUGUUUUGUUUUGUUACUAUUUAAAAGGUGAUGUUCUUUUCUGGUCCUAAACUCUGGCUGCUAAGCACA
Myotis davidii is the source of this 1266-nucleotide messenger RNA. It is a transcript of the gene CUNHXorf38, whose product is annotated as chromosome unknown open reading frame, human CXorf38. Lineage: Eukaryota; Metazoa; Chordata; Mammalia; Chiroptera; Vespertilionidae. The transcript has 6 exons. The record is from RefSeq and is a predicted model, not a curated record. The coding region runs from base 1 to 963 and encodes 320 amino acids.